Messenger RNA from Athalia rosae (coleseed sawfly), 2313 nucleotides. RefSeq names its product ras-related protein Rab-2. The record is from RefSeq and is a predicted model, not a curated record. Gene Ontology annotation, cellular component: Golgi apparatus. Gene Ontology annotation, molecular function: GTP binding; GTPase activity. Bases 113 to 757 code for a protein of 214 amino acids. Lineage: Eukaryota; Metazoa; Arthropoda; Insecta; Hymenoptera; Athaliidae. The transcript has 4 exons.
AGUGACGUCAUAGUCAAGCAGAAGAGAUAAGCAGCUAAAACCGAGGACCGAACUACGCUUCCAUUGUGUACUUGAAAAUUACUGUGUUUUAACGAGCUUUGUAGAAUUUAAAAUGUCUUACGCCUACCUCUUCAAAUAUAUCAUUAUUGGAGAUACGGGAGUUGGCAAAUCAUGUUUGUUGCUACAAUUCACAGACAAGAGGUUUCAGCCUGUACAUGAUUUAACUAUCGGCGUUGAAUUUGGCGCACGCAUGAUCACCAUCGAUGGCAAACAGAUAAAGCUGCAAAUUUGGGAUACGGCAGGGCAAGAAGCUUUCCGUUCCAUCACAAGAUCAUACUAUCGUGGUGCAGCGGGUGCUCUGCUAGUAUAUGACAUAACCCGUAGAGAAACCUUUAAUCAUUUAACAACGUGGCUAGAAGAUGCGAGACAGCACUCUAAUUCAAACAUGGUGAUAAUGCUGAUUGGUAACAAGAGUGACCUCGAUUCACGGAGAGAAGUAAAGAGGGAAGAAGGUGAAGCAUUUGCCCGUGAACACGGUCUUGUAUUUAUGGAAACGAGUGCUAAAACAGCAGCUAAUGUAGAGGAGGCAUUUAUCAAUACUGCCAAAGAGAUCUACGAAAAGAUUCAAGAAGGUGUAUUUGACAUUAACAACGAGGCGAAUGGGAUUAAAAUUGGUCCACAACAUUCGCCGACGAGCCCUGGUGGUUUGGCGGGAACCGGAGGUCCGGGCGGCGCUCAAGGGGGCGGAUGUUGCUAGGGGCUGGGGGUUGGAUGCUCCCCGCUUCCGUGCGAACCGAUCUGAAAAGAUCUCUUAUUCCUGCUCCUUGGUUGAACCUGAUCCCUUCCAAAUUUAUAUAUUCAUUUGUAUAAUUGUGUACGUCACGUAUAGAGCCGAUAAAUAACAGGCGAUUGGUAAUUGAUGUAAUUAUCGUUCCAAAAACCUGAUAGAUUCGCUCGUAAUAAAAAAUGGUGUUUCGUAUUAAGAAAUUCAAGGGAAGAAGUUGGGAACUCUGAGGCAAAAUCAAAGGUAGCAGUUUUUCACUUGGCAGAUUUUUGCAGCAUCGCAAACCUACUUUCCAAAUUACAAACCUCGUCGGUAAGUCUAGAAUCCUAGAGGUCUCAUCAAACUAUGUACGACCAACUAACUUAGGCGCGCUUGUUUCCGUAUUUUGAAAUAUAAACAAAAAAAAACAAACACUGGCGUUAAAUGGCCAAUAUAUUCUUCCCAAUCCCACAGGCUCCUAGACGACAACGACGAUAAUUGUAAUUAUCUCUUAAGUUUUUCACCUGGAGCAGGAAUAUAUUGGCUUAUAAAUCAACUAUCUAACGCGACGGCAUAUGUAUGGAUGUACCAUUGAUGUACCUAUAUGACGAAUACAAAAAUAACGUCUGAAUUAAACUCCGGCUCGGAGGCCUAUGUAACCAAAUCAAUGUUUUCGUUUAUAGAUAGAAUUAAAUUAUCGGAAGAUUAAUUUACGUAGGUGUGCUAACAUCGUCAUAACGAAAUAAUGUUCCAAAAAAUUCACGGAGUACUGAGAAAAGUGGAAUCUCUAAAGAACUUGACUCGUCAGAUCAUUCUCAAUAGUGAUCUCACGUUGUUCUCAACGGCGGUCGAUUAAUCUCAUCAUUAAUACCCCCUCCGUUUAUUUUAGCAUCAUUUUCUUGUUAUGGAUAUGGUGUUAUCAAAAUGUUAUGUGCGCUAUUUUACUCAGUACGUUAGUUCGGACUUGUACACUCGAAUGGUUACGAUCAAUUCUUAUCUAAUUUUUUUAUCAACAGAUCCGUUCUUCUUUUGAACAAUAGAUCAUUAAUUGAACUCUGAACUGAAUCAGAUGAUGUAACGAGACGUGUGAGGGAAAUCUAUCCCAGAAUCUUUUCAGCUAAAACAGAUUAGUGAAACGGUUAGCGCACAUGCAAUUUCAUCUGAGUACGAUUAUUUUAUAGCCUAGUCAAUAUAAAUGAAUGUCCAUAAAUAAUUUUAUCAUGCAAGAAAAAAAAAAACCAUAAGAAAAAAAUAUAGUAAACUUGACUUACAUUACAUCACGUACGCAUACUUAUAAUAAAUUAAUAAUAUAUUUUCGUGGAUAAUUUAAUUAAUGAAAUUGAUUAUCUGCGAAUUGACAGUAAUUCUGAUAAAUUGGUAAUUAGUUGUGAUUUAUACUUAUUAUUGAAGCUCGGUAACGUUAAUUUGUAAGUUCAAUUAUUACAGUAAGAAAGAUUUUACCAGUACUUUAAAUAGCGUUUUAAAUUUUAAUCACGCUUAUGUAUCUUUCUUCAUCAUUAUUCGAUAAUAUAUGCUGAUUUUCUGAUUUA